AUGUCAUCACAAGGCCGUAUUGAUACCAUGACCGCUACAAUCAACGCUCAAUCUCAAAAAAAACGUACUCAACCAUAUUCGUUAUCGACUCCAAGAGGCGGAACUACAGGUACUGGAAGCAGUUCUGCCCCCCGCUCGGAACAGCGAAGCAUCCGAGGGAUUGGAGCCUCGAAGACUGGCGACGAUAACCACGACACCAGUGAUGCCAAUACCGAUCGCAUCUUGGCUGCAAUCGUGACACUAUCUACAAAGAUCAAUCAAGACAUAUUGGUCCUUUCUGACAACUUACAUCAAGAGAUCGCGGAUUUCACUGAGAAGGUUGAUCAAGACAUAGCGACUUUGUCGAACAAGACAGACGAAGAUGUCACUUCAAUUGCUAACAAAAUUGAUCUUCAAUUCAACACCGUAUCCAACAAAGUCAAUCAACUUAUUGAGACCUUUGAGCAAAAUUGGUCUCAUCAGGCUGGAGGUCCAGCUCCUGCUCAGACCAACCCUGGAUGUACUCUGCCAAGCUUAAAGCAAGUUGACCACAUGAUAUCACCUCAAGCCAUCAGAAACAUACCCGGUACCUGGGCCACUGACCAGCUCCCUCCAAUCGUCAAUGGAGCCCAGAAUGUCAAAGCCGCCCAGUUAUACACGACCUUAGUUAAGACUGCGGGCAAACAUGCUCGCGAGCGCCUGCACAUCUUAGUUCUGCACAACAUAAAAAACAACCCUGAGGCAACGGUGCCCUGUAUUAAGCGGCUCUUACAUCGUCUUGCGAAUUACUGCGGUGACGGCACGCAAGACCUAGACUUUUCGGCCUAUUGGCCAACGACCCCUUUGGCUCUACGCCUCCGUAUUGCCUACAUUCGACGUGAGGCGGUUCGCAUUUUCCAAUCCCUUCAAUCCGGCGGAGGUGGAGGUAACAUUUGGAGCAGAGUCAACAAACAGCUCCACAAGUUGAGAGUUGAGGGUCCCUUAUACACUUCCGCGUUUUACAGACUUGUCUAUAACCAAGAUACUGAAUGGUUUGAUGGCACAGGGUUUUUUUCUGACUUCAACCCAGAGUUCGACUUUGCUCUACCUUCGGAAGACAAGAUCAGAGAAGAAAUGGAGCGUUUGGAGGAAGCAGGAGAAGAUAUGGAGGAAUAA
Molecule: messenger RNA, 1134 nt
Organism: Melampsora larici-populina 98AG31
Lineage: Eukaryota; Fungi; Basidiomycota; Pucciniomycetes; Pucciniales; Melampsoraceae
Exons: 9
Coding region: 1-1134 (377 amino acids)
Source: RefSeq, a predicted model, not a curated record